Molecule: messenger RNA, 6588 nt
Organism: Colletotrichum paranaense
Lineage: Eukaryota; Fungi; Ascomycota; Sordariomycetes; Glomerellales; Glomerellaceae
Product: protein phosphatase 2C
Exons: 4
Coding region: 1-6588 (2195 amino acids)
Biological process (GO): cAMP biosynthetic process; intracellular signal transduction
Molecular function (GO): protein binding; adenylate cyclase activity; magnesium ion binding
Source: RefSeq, a predicted model, not a curated record
AUGACGAGGAAUGAGGCCGGCUCCCGCUUCAGCUCUCUCACGAGCACCAGUACCGACAGCACCCGAUCAUCGGCCACCGUGAGACCCUCCAGCAACCCCGUCCCAGCAUCGCGCAAGUCGUCCAUGCGCCUCAAGACGGAGGGCAAUGGCGCUGGCGCUGGCACUGGCGCUGGCACUGGCAUUGGCAAUAGCAAUGGAUCCCUCGCAGACAAGUCUUUCAUCAGUGAUUUGAGCCCAGCCGACCCGCCCACCUCUUCCACUUUUGCCUCUGCGCCGCGCGGAGCUUUGUCACCAGGAACAACAAAGUCCAAUGCCUCGUCCUAUCGCGAUCAUCGUCUGAGCGACUUCGCCAACUACCGGAGAGACCUGGCCGUCCUAGAGACUUCUGGCGGCCGUCUGCCCUCCAUCCAACAUAACCCUCCCACCGCCACUCCCUCGUCAAAUUCCCAGAUAGCUCCCUGGAUGUCGCCAUCCAACGGCGGUGCCACCGCAUCCACGCCUCAGAGCCAGCUCAACACUACUUUUUACAACGAUUCGAGCGAUAACCUCUCCGUCGCCUCACAGCUCUCGCCUGGCUUCCGUGCUCCUACAAAUCGCCUUGCGCCUCAAUCCUCUGGCAGCCAAGAUUCGCCAGAUGUAGCAUACUUCGGAGACGAACGAAGGCCUUCUCUGGCUAGCAUAACGACCUUGAGCAGUCAGGGCUCCAAGACGAGCAUCCGAAGAGGUGGAUUGCAAAAACUACAGGGUUUCUUUGGGGAGGAGUUUCCUGGACGAGACGGUUCCGAGAGCAGCUUGCAUUCGAGUUCUGGCAGGGACCGCUCGCGUUCCUACAGCCACAGCCGCCCUACGAGAGAUCGCAACUACUCUAACGCGACAGACCAUGCGCGGGACAGAGAAGCUUCGCCUUCCUCGUCAAGACCAAGAACCCCAGUACCGGCUCCUGAAGUCGUGCCAUUCCUCUACCAAGAGGCUGAUGAUAUUGCCAGGUUCGGCGAAGCCCCAGUCAGAGACAUUUUGAGCGGCCCCGACCGCGAACGUUACAUGAACAACGAAAAUCCCAACAACCCGCAAAAUCCACCAAAGACCUCCUCAUCCAGCCGCUCCGGCCAUUCAAUCGUGCAUCUCCCUGGCCACCACCAUCGACACAACAGGAGCAUUGAUGAUGGCAGGGCCCUGCGACCGACUGUAAGCAGGGAAGAUUCGCAGGCCAGCUUGCAAGUUCAACAGAAUCUGAGAGAGCGCGGCGGCUCAGCAGCGACAGUCAUGUACGGCUCCAAUCGAUCCCGCGCUCAAAGCCCGACCCCGAGCGGCGGCUACUUCAGUUCGAGACAUGGCACCGUCGAUGGCUCCACGUCACCCAGCGGCCAGCAGCAACAACAGCAACAGCCGCAGCAUCAUUCCAAGAGGAACUUAUUGCAUCGUCUACGGCGGAACAAGGACAAAGAUGACGGAACGUCUAGAUUACGCGACCUGCCCGGUUCGACUCGGUCACUGGCCACCAAACCAUCUCGUCCCGAAUUCGCUAGACCCGAGCUGUCGCCCUCAACUUUCCCGCUCGCCUUCUCGGGCACCGAGCCUGGUCCAGAUCAGGACCCUCGACUAGCAGCGUACAACCAACGAAACCAGACGUUCAACAACAGAUUCCCGUUUUCCAAGAGCAAAGGCCGGCAACAACGGACUAUGGAGCCGGAUGAGCAGAUUGGACCGACGGAUAGGCAGCCUGGAGCGAACAAUAACCUCGGAUCGCUUGGAGGAAUUCACUUGGACACCAACCUCAGUGAUAUGGACGGCAUCCUUACGAAGCCCCAACCCUUGACUCCCAUGGACAGCGGUGUCUUCUCCAGCAUUGGCGAUUCCGAAAAAGUCGAACAACCACCCCCAGUGCCCGCGAAGACCGAUGCUGUCCUUGGACCCAAUGGUUCUUGGAACGCGCCGGACAGCUGGGCUGUGCGUCGUAAUACAGAGGACACCACGUACCAGGCGCCAGACAUUGACGACAUUGGCAGUCCGCCUCGGCCCGACGAGAAGAUGACACCUUACUGCAUUCGAAUCUUCAGAUCCGACGGGACAUUUGCGACUUUGUCAAUGGCUCUCGAUGCGAGCGUUACCGAUGUCAUAUCACAGCUUAUCAAGAAGACUUACGCUACGGACGGGCUAGAGAAUUACCACAUCAUUCUUAAGAAGCAUGACUUGGUCCGGGUGCUCGCGGCCCCCGAGCGCCCACUCUUGAUGCAGAAGCGACUACUGCAACAAAUCGGUUACGAGGAGCGGGACCGAAUCGAAGACGUUGGUCGGGAGGACAAUAGCUAUCUGUGCCGAUUCAUGUUCCUCUCCUCUAGAGAGAGCGAUUUCCACUCCGUCACAAAUGAUCUCGGACUUGGACGGAUACAAAAGUUCAAUCAUGUCGACCUUGCUGGCCGCAAUCUCAUCACCAUCCCGAUUUCGCUCUACUCAAAAGCCUCUGAGAUCAUAUCGCUCAACCUCUCACGUAACCUCUCAUUGGAUCUCCCUCGCGACUUCAUCCAGUCAUGUCAAAACCUGAGAGAUAUCAAGUUCAACAACAACGAAGCACGAAGAUUACCUCCCAGUUUGGGCAAGGCGGCAAAGCUGACGUACCUCGAUGUGUCGAACAAUCGACUGGAACAGCUGGACCACGCUGAGCUGAACGGUCUGCAGGGCAUACUCAAGCUCAACAUAGCCAAUAACCGCCUCAAGGCACUCCCGCCGUAUUUUGGCGCUUACAGGGCUUUGCGGAACCUCAACAUCUCGUCCAACUUUUUGGACAAGUUCCCACUGUUCCUUUGCCAGGUGGAGACUCUCGUCGAGCUGGACUUGAGCUUCAACUCGAUAAGCAGUCUACCUAACGAGAUUGGAAGACUGAGAAACUUGGAAAAGUUUGUCAUGACCAACAACAGGCUGUCAAAUGCACUACCCGACACUUUCAGCGAGCUGCAGGGCCUUCGGGAGUUGGACAUCAAGUACAACGCCAUUACGAGCAUCGAUAUCAUUUCAUUGCUUCCCAAGCUGGAGAUUCUCUCUGCAGACCACAACAGUAUUUCGCAGUUCAUCGGCAGCUUCGACAGGAUACGGAGUUUGAAAUUGAACUCUAACCCAAUCACCAAGUUCGAGAUCAACGAGCCAGUUCUCACGUUGAAGAUGCUGAAUCUGUCUCAUUGCCAGCUUGCGAGUAUCGACGAGACGUUUAACAUGAUGUUGAACCUUGAGCGUCUUGUGCUGGACAAGAACUACUUCGUUUCCCUGCCGCCCCUCAUCGGCAAUCUCAGCAAGCUGGAACACUUCAGCAUUGCCAACAACAACGUCGCAGAACUUCCACCUUCAAUAGGAUGUCUCACAGAGCUGAGAGUGUUGGACGUGCGCAGGAACAACAUCAGGAAAUUGCCAAUGGAGCUGUGGUGGGCCAACAAGCUCGAGACUCUCAAUGCAUCUUCCAAUAUUUUGGAGAACUUCCCCAAGCCGGGCUCCAGACAACCCCGGCCAUCAGGCGAAGAAGCACAGACGCCAGCUGCCGUGAACAAGACCAACCCGAUGGAGCGCAUUGCCCAAUCUCCCUUGGAAGAAUCACCGGAUCCGUCCAGGAGACCGAGCCAGAACUCAUCAUCAACGUUGCUGAGCGUUGGACCGUCGCCUGUACCAGGCGGUGGUGAUAGGAAGAGUUCUGUCGUGUCAGUCUAUGGUAAGGGUGGCCGCAAGACGUCAGUGGUGUCUAGGUCCACAUCGGCCGGCACCGUGCCACCGCUCCCACCAUCUGCGACCGCAAGAAAAGACUCUAGCCUGUCGUCGAGACUCUACACGACUUUUGCCGGGUCUCUGCGCAACCUGUACUUGGCUGAGAACAAGCUUGACGACGAAGUCUUUGACCAGAUCACGAUGCUCAACGAGCUACGCGUCCUCAACCUGUCGUGGAACUACAUUAACGACAUGCCACAAAGAUCGAUCAAGAGUUGGCCCCAGAUGGUGGAACUUUAUCUUUCUGGUAACGAGUUGACGACAUUACCGGCUGAUGAUCUCGAAGAUGCCAGUCUGCUGCAGGUGCUGCAUAUCAAUGGGAACAAGUUCACCAACCUACCGGCCGACAUAUCCAGGGCUAAGAAGCUUGCGGUCUUGGACUGUGGUAGCAACUCCCUGAAAUACAACAUCUCAAACGUUCCUUACGAUUGGAACUGGAACCUCAACCCCAACCUCAGAUACCUGAAUCUUUCAGGCAACAAGCGUUUGGAGAUCAAACAGACCACUGUUGGUCCGACGGUGACAAACCGAGAAUCGCUCGCCGACUUUAACAGGCUUUCGAAUCUGAGGGUCUUGGGUCUCAUGGAUGUCACCCUCACACAGCCCACGAUUCCCGAUCAGAGUGAGGAUCGCCGCGUGCGGACGUCUGGUUCUCUUGCCGGCCAUCUUCCCUAUGGUAUGGCCGACACGCUGGGCAAAAAUGAGCACUUGUCCACCAUCGAUCUCGUGGUGCCUCGAUACAACUCCACAGAGACUGAGACUUUACUUGGCUUGUUUGACGGACAGGCUCUCUCCAGUGGAGGCUCCAAGAUUGCAAAGUAUCUGCAUGAGAACUUUGGCCACAUCUUUGGCAUGGAGUUGAAGGGCCUCAAGACGCAUCUCAAUGAGACACCAUCGGAUGCCCUGAGGCGGGCUUUCUUGUCUCUCAACAAGGAUCUCGUCACCAUCGCCAUCCAGCACACCGAAGAGCGCUCGCAAAAGACGCAUAGAGGCUCUGCAACGCCAGUCGUGUUGAGCAAGGAGGACCUUAACUCUGGUGGUGUUGCCACUGUGGUCUAUCUUCAAAACACUGAGCUUUAUGUCGCCAAUGUGGGCGAUGCGCAGGCCAUGCUGAUUCAGACCGAUGGCUCUCACAAGAUCCUCACGCAAAAGCACGACCCAGCAGAACCAAGCGAGCGCCAACGGAUUCGUGAGGCUGGUGGCUGGGUCUCGCGCAACGGCAGAUUGAACGACCUGCUCGAGGUUUCCAGGGCCUUCGGAUACGUAGACCUGAUGCCAGCGGUGCAAGCCGCUCCCUAUGUCAGCAACUUCACGAUCCGCGAGCAGGACGACAUAAUCCUGAUUGCCACCAGAGAGUUCUGGGAGUACCUGGAUCCCGCUCUGGUGGUUGACUUUGCAAGGCAGGAGCGCGGUGACUUAAUGAGAGCAUCGCAGAAGCUUCGCGAUUUAGCCAUUGCCUAUGGCGCCACCAACAAGAUCAUGGUCAUGAUGAUGAGCGUUGCCGACCUUAAGAGGCGGGUUGAACGGUCAAGGCUUCAUCGUGGUCAGAGUAUGUCUCUGUACCCCUCAGGCGUACCGGAAGAUCUUCAGCAGCCCAUGCGCAGAGGCAAGAGGAACAAGGCCGACGUUCUCGACUCAAGUCUACAACGUCUUGAGGCUGAGAUUCCAGCCCCGACAGGCAACGUCUCCAUAGCCUUCACUGAUAUCAAGAACUCGACUACUCUAUGGGAGAUGUACCCCGCUGCCAUGAGAUCUGCAAUCAAGCUGCAUAACGAGGUUAUGCGUCGGCAGCUGCGAAGAAUUGGUGGAUACGAAGUGAAGACUGAAGGAGAUGCUUUCAUGGUCUCUUUCCCGACAGCCACAUCGGCGCUUCUCUGGUGUUUUGCUGUUCAGAUGUCGUUGCUGGAUGUCAAUUGGCCUUCCGAAGUAAUCAACUCCGUUUCCUGCCAGGCACUUUACGACAAGGAUAAUGCCCUGAUCUUCAAGGGUCUUUCUGUACGUAUGGGCAUUCACUUUGGUGAAGCGGUUAGUGAGAUGGACCCUGUCACGAGACGUAUGGAUUACUUUGGUCCAAUGGUCAACAAAGCUUCUCGUAUCUCGUCCGUUGCUGACGGUGGACAAAUCACCGUUUCCUCUGAUUUCAUUUCAGAGAUUCAGCGCUGUCUGGAGAACUAUCAGGACACAGACAGAAACGGAUCGACUGGAUCCGAAGAUACCUUUGACGACGACCAGAUGGGUUCGGCAAUUCGGAAAGACCUGCGCUCUCUCAGCUCCCAGGGCUUUGAGGUCAAGGAAAUGGGUGAGAAGAAGCUCAAAGGCCUUGAGAACCCAGAAGUCGUAUACUCCUUGUACCCACAUGCACUUGCAGGCCGUAUCGAGCAUCAUCAACAACACGAACAACGGACCGAGGUCGACAAACCCGCCAUUCUCCAGGCAGGCAGCGAGUUGGCUUUCGACACGGAAUCAAUCUGGGCUUUGUGGCGUGUCAGCUUGCGGCUGGAGAUGCUGUGCAGCUCUCUAGAAAAUGUCUCUGGCCAGGGCUUACAGCCACCCGAAACAGAGUUGUUGGAGAGAAUGAAACACCGAGGAGGUGAGGUCACGGAACGAUUCCUGCUCAACUUCAUGGAGCAUCAAGUGAGCAGAAUAGAGACGUGCGUGACGAGUUUGUCGCUUCGUCACAUUGCCUUCGGCAGCGCUCCACUGCAACAACUCGAGGACAUGCGAGGUCCCAUGAGUGACAUCCUUGACCAGGUUGCCAAGCAGAUGGCCGAGCUAGCACGGUACAAGGCGUUGUACGGCGAGUUGAACGACACUGAAGACGACGGGAGCGAAACGGAAUGA